AUGGGCGAUUCCAAAAUUUUAAAACCUGGAUCCAUCGUUGGAUUCUGUAAUCCAUUAUUAGACAUGACGGUUGUUGGAGAUCAAACUUUGUUGGAUAAAUAUGAUCUGAAAAAUAACAACGCUAUCUUGGCUGAGGAAAAACACAUGCCUCUCUACGAGGAAUUGUUGAAUAAUAAAAAUAUCGAAUACACCGCUGGAGGCUCAGCUCAAAAUUCUUUGAGGGUUGCUCAGUGGGUUCUAGAAAAACCUAACUUAACCGUGUUUUUUGGUGCGGUUGGUAAAGAUAAAUACAGUGAGAUUUUGAAACAUAAAGCUAACAGCGAGGGAGUUGAUGUUAAAUACCAAUACUCGACAGAAAAACCCACUGGCACCUGUGCAGUUAUUGUCACCAAUAAUGGCAAAGAUAGAUCUUUGUGCGCUAAUUUAUCGGCCGCCGAGACUUUUACUGAAUGCCAUUUGGAUGUUCCUGAAAACAAAGCUAUAAUUGAAAAUGCAAAAUUCUACUUAGUUACCGGUUUUUUCUUGCAAGUCAAUGUAAAAGCUGUUCAAAAAAUUGCUAAGAUUGCUUUUGAACGAAAGUGUCCAUUUUUAUUCAAUAUGAGUGCUCCAUUUAUUUAUCAAUUUUAUAUGGAUUCAGUUAUGUCAAUUUUUCGUUAUGUUACUAUUGUAGUGGGAAAUGAUGAAGAAGCCAAAGCAUUUUCAGAUGGACAAAAAUGGGAUUUAACUAACAUUGAGGAAAUCGCAUGUAAAUUAAGUACUUUCGAAAUUGAAAAUGAUGGACAUCGUUUAGUUAUUAUAACUCAAGGCGAAAAACCAGUUCUCGUUGCUAAAGAUGGAGUUAUCACAAAAUAUGCAGUGCCUAAAAUUCCAAUAAGUAAUAUUGUUGAUUCAAAUGGUGCUGGUGAUGCAUUUAUUGGUGGUUUUAUUAGCAAAUAUAUUUUGGAAUGUCCAAUUGAAACCUGUAUAGAAGCGGGAAUUAAUGCAGGAUCAUAUAUCAUACAACAACCAGGAAUAACAAAAGGAGAUUCAUUCAAAAUAUAA
Macrosiphum euphorbiae (potato aphid) is the source of this 1041-nucleotide messenger RNA. NCBI's taxonomy places the organism in Eukaryota, Metazoa, Arthropoda, Insecta, Hemiptera, Aphididae. The record is from the annotation of a GenBank genome assembly.